Messenger RNA from Magnolia sinica, 3593 nucleotides. RefSeq names its product protein CHROMATIN REMODELING 25. Gene Ontology annotation, biological process: double-strand break repair via synthesis-dependent strand annealing; reciprocal meiotic recombination. The coding region runs from base 47 to 2869 and encodes 940 amino acids. The transcript is spliced from 21 exons. The record is from RefSeq and is a predicted model, not a curated record. Lineage: Eukaryota; Viridiplantae; Streptophyta; Magnoliopsida; Magnoliales; Magnoliaceae. Gene Ontology annotation, cellular component: nucleus. Gene Ontology annotation, molecular function: ATP-dependent chromatin remodeler activity; DNA translocase activity; ATP binding.
AAAUAGAUCCUAUCCUAGGGCGGGGAAAGCCAAACCCUCCAUUUCCAUGGAAGAAGAAGACGAUUUCCUUUCUUCCGAUUCUCAUUGCAGUGGCUCUGAUGACGAUGAAUACGAAGAAGGUGAUGGAGAAUCUCAACAAGACCAGGAGGAAUCAUCUGCUGAUUCUCCACCGUCCGAUGAAGACAGGAAAUCGCAGAACGUUGCUGCUCUCGUAAGGGGGAACCUUGUCGUGAAAAGGCAACCGUUACUUCCUCGAGUACUCUCAGUGUCAGAAGGUGCGGCGGUUGCUCGAAAACCAUUCAAACCUCCAUGUUCAAAUGGGUACAGAGAUCAGAACGGAGAGCUUGUCCGACGCCUUUGGGCACGUAAGAAGUUUGUGCCCUGGGGCUCUUCAAGGCCAGCAUUGGUUGCAAUUAACAACCGUUUUAGUAUUACCACUGUUAUUGAAAAAGAUGGAUUGGAGGAGAGUGAGCCUCUGCCCCCUGGGGUUGAGCCACUGGUUUUGUGGCAGGCUGAGGAAUCUGAAGAGGGUGGUGGGGGUUUGGCUCAGAUAGUGGUAGAUCCGUUGCUCGUACGUUUUCUUCGUCCUCAUCAAAGAGAAGGGGUGCAGUUUAUGUUCGAAUGCGUUUCUGGCCUAUCCAGUUCUGCUGGAAUUGCAGGAUGCAUUCUAGCGGAUGAUAUGGGUCUCGGAAAGACAUUACAGUCAAUCACACUGCUGUAUACUCUUCUUCACCAGGGAUUUGAUGGAAAACCGAUGGUUAAAAGGGCAAUGAUUGUUACCCCCACAAGCCUUGUCAGCAAUUGGGAGUCUGAGAUUAAUAAAUGGGUUGGGGGGAGAGUUCAGCUUAUUUCUCUAUGUGAAAGCACCCGAGCUGAUGUUGUUUCGGGUGUUGAUAGUUUCCUAACACCUUGCAGCCCUUAUCAGGUAUUAAUUAUAUCUUACGAGACAUUUCGAAUGCAUUCAGCAAAGUUCGAGAAAAGUGGAUGCUGUGACCUUCUCAUAUGUGAUGAGGCUCAUAGGCUAAAAAAUGACCAGACAUUGACAAAUCGGGCACUGGCUGCUCUUCCGUGCUGCCGUCGCAUUUUAUUGUCAGGAACCCCGAUGCAGAAUGAUUUGGAGGAGUUUUUUGCCAUGGUUAACUUUACCAAUCCUGGAGUAUUGGGAGAUGCAGCAUAUUUUCGUCGUUAUUACGAAACACCAAUCAUAUGUGGAAGAGAGCCUACUGCAACUGCAGAAGAAAGAGCAUUGGGUCUUGAGCGCUCUGCUGAGCUUAGUGCGAAAGUAAACCAGUUCAUAUUGAGGAGGACAAAUGCUUUGUUAUCAAAUCAUUUACCACCAAAGAUAGUGGAAGUUGUCUGUUGCAAGUUGACUCCUCUCCAGUCGGAAUUGUAUUACCAUUUUAUACACUCAAAAAAUGUUAAACGAGCAAUUGUGGAGGAGAUGAAGCGGUCAAAAAUUUUGGCAUAUAUUACGGCUCUUAAAAAGCUCUGCAACCAUCCAAAACUCAUUUACGAUACAAUCCGCAGUGGGGGUUCAGGGACAUCGGGUUUUGAGGACUGCAUACGCUUCUUCCCACCGGAACUCUUCUCUGGAAGAUCAGGAUCAUGGUCUGGGGGUGAUGGUAUUUGGGUAGAAAUGUCUGGGAAAAUGCACGUCUUAGCUCGAUUAUUGGCCCAUCUGCGUCAGAAAACAGAUGAUCGAAUUGUUCUUGUUUCCAACUAUACGCAGACUCUGGAUCUCUUUGCUCAACUAUGUCGUGAGAGAAGAUAUCCAUACUUGAGGCUUGAUGGAACCACAUCGAUUGGCAAAAGACAAAAACUGGUCAACAGCUUUAAUGAUCCUUCUAAGGACGAGUUUGUGUUUCUCUUAAGCAGCAAGGCUGGUGGUUGCGGGCUUAAUUUGAUAGGUGGAAAUCGACUUGUCCUGUUUGAUCCUGAUUGGAACCCUGCUAAUGACAAGCAGGCGGCUGCAAGAGUCUGGAGAGAUGGGCAGAAGAAGAGGGUGUACAUAUACAGAUUUUUAAGCACUGGAACAAUUGAAGAAAAGGUCUACCAGCGUCAGAUGUCAAAAGAAGGACUUCAGAAAGUUAUUCAGCAAGACCAAACAGAUAGCAUGACGCCACAGGGAAACUUUCUAUCGACGGAAGACCUACGUGAUCUUUUCACAUUUCAUGCAGAUGUCAGGUCUGAAAUCCAUGAAAACAUGAACUGUAUUCGUUGUAAGACAGAUGAUUUAAGUGUAGAUGACAGCUCAGAGGAUGUGACUGACGUUGUAAAAGGGAGGGAUUCUACAAAUGGAAAGUGCCAAGCUGAAGAGGGUUCUGAUAUAGGUGGAUUUGCAGAGAUUGCUGGAUGCUUGCAUAAGUUGCAAAGCUCAGAGAAACAGCUGGGAACUCCUCUUGAGGAGGAUUUAGGAAGUUGGGGUCAUCAUACUUUUCCAACAUCUGUGCCUGAUGUAAUUCUUCAAGCGUCAGCUGGUGAUGAGGUUACAUUUGUUUUUACAAACCAAGUAGAUGGGAAGCUUAUUCCCAUUGAAUCGAUGAGAAGUUUGAAGGCAAAGGAUUUGUCAGGACCAGAAGACAGCCUCCAAGCAAAGAGAGCUCACAACCAAACACACAUGCGACAAUCCCUAAGACAUCUUGAAAUGCAUUCUCCCACCCAAACAAUCCCAGUACUCCCUUCCAAUGAAGAUUCUAGUAGAAGUUUGUUCCCUACUCAAUGCAAAUCUUUGGAGUCUGGUAUGGUCGGAUUACAAAGGACAUCAAAAGGGUUGCGUGCGCCAAGAAAGCCUCGCAUUUCCCAUGAGAGUAAAUUGCCCCUGAAGAGAGCAUCUGAUGAUUUUGAUAAACAUGAAGAUGAUUUUGUUUGAUCGUUUUGCCCGCUUAAAAUGUAGUUUUCUCCUUUUUCAAUAGGAAAAAGUGGGAAUUGUUAUACGGGAAAAAGACUCAUGGCCCACAGGGAUCACGGGUGGGAGAUAUGGGGGCUUUAAGUGGGAAACCUACCAAGCUAUCAAAGGCUCUUCCUCCCGCGACAUCAUUACCAAGCUUCUAAUAACUUUCUUACAGUUAGGACGAGCCCAUGUCGUAACCUCAGGCUUAAUUGUGGCAAGUGGGGCCCAUGGUUUGGUAUUGCAUUUGGACGUGCAUGGACAUUCCCUAAAAGUCUCCCAGGUUGGAAGAACCUAGCCACCAAUCCAGAGACUUCUUUUUCGAUUGUACCCUUGUAUUUCUCUUCUUAACAGAGUAAAUGUAGGCCACAAGUUUAAAGCCUAUGAUUUGUACUAAUGAGGCGAAGGUGGGAUGCAAUGGACCCGUGGUCUAUGAGCUAUAUCAAAUCAUGAACCUCACUUGUCAGCACUGAAAACAUACUUGUAGUGUCAGUGCCUUGAUCUACAAAAUUGAUGGUAGAUCAAUGCAUGCUCUUUGCUCUUGAUUCUAAGGGAUUGUUUGGUUUUUGGGGAAUCCAUUUUCUGUUGUCCAUGUUUCCUGGGGAAUGUUAGAGUUCACCUUGUAUUUCUUGUGUAACAACUAAAUUUUAUUUGGUUGUACUUUAUUUCUUGGAAAAACUAGGGAAAAGUCUAAAAUUCUGUUUAA